This is a messenger RNA of Anolis sagrei ordinatus, 1119 nucleotides long. RefSeq names its product potassium inwardly rectifying channel subfamily J member 1 (gene KCNJ1). NCBI's taxonomy places the organism in Eukaryota, Metazoa, Chordata, Lepidosauria, Squamata, Anolidae. The record is from RefSeq and is a predicted model, not a curated record. Gene Ontology annotation, molecular function: ATP-activated inward rectifier potassium channel activity. Gene Ontology annotation, cellular component: plasma membrane. Gene Ontology annotation, biological process: regulation of monoatomic ion transmembrane transport; potassium ion import across plasma membrane.
AUGUUUAAAUACUUGCAGAAGAAUUUUGCCCGUCAUAUGGCAGAGCACAAGAGAAGGCGAUCACGGCUUGUAUCAAAAGAUGGAAGGUGCAACAUAGAGUUUGGAAAUGUAGAGGAACAGUCAAGGCUCGUCUUCUUGGUUGACAUCUGGACUACUGUCUUGGAUCUCCGGUGGAGGUACAAAAUGACUAUCUUCAUUUCUGCAUUCUUAGGAAGUUGGUUCCUCUUUGGCCUCCUGUGGUACGUAGUGGCAUACAUGCACAAUGACUUGCCAGAGUUCAGACCUUCAAAGAACCACACUCCCUGUGUAGACAACAUCAAUGGCUUGACUUCUGCUUUCUUGUUCUCCUUGGAGACCCAGGUCACAAUUGGUUAUGGCUUCAGGUGUGUUACAGAACAGUGUGCCACUGCGAUUUUUCUCUUGAUUUUCCAGUCUAUCCUAGGAGUUAUCAUAAACUCCUUUAUGUGUGGGGCUAUCUUGGCCAAGAUCUCUAGGCCCAAAAAGAGGGCAAAAACCAUAACAUUCAGUAAGAACGCCGUCAUCAGCAAACGUGCAGGGAAACUGUGUCUCCUCAUUAGAGUGGCCAAUCUCAGAAAAAGUCUUCUGAUUGGAAGUCACAUCUAUGGAAAGCUCUUGAAAACCACCAUCACACCCGAAGGAGAGACUAUAAUCCUGGAUCAAGUCAACACAGAGUUUGUUGUUGAUACUGGCAAUGAGAACCUGUUUUUCAUCUGUCCCUUGACAAUUUACCAUAUCAUCGACAAGCAUAGUCCCUUCUUUGACAUGACAGCAGACACCAUCCAUCAGCAUGACUUUGAGCUGGUGGUAUUUCUAGAUGGGACAGUGGAAUCUACUAGUGCAACAUGCCAAGUGAGGACAUCAUAUAUUGCUGAGGAGGUGCUAUGGGGCUACCGUUUUGCCCCCAUUGUUUCCAAGACCAAAGAAGGGAAGUACAGGGUGGACUUCCACAACUUUGGCAAACCUGUGCCGGUAGAAACACCACACUGUGCCUUUUGCCUCUACAAUGAGAAAGAUGCGAAAGCCAAAGCGAAGAUGGGAUACGUUAAUCAUGGCUUUAUGUUGCAAGAAAUCAAUGAAACCAGUGACACAAAAAUGUAA